UGCUGGGGCAGUCGCUGAGAGCUGUAUCCUGAUCUGUAGCCAGGCAGACACUGAGCCACCCCCAGUGGUACACUUCCUCCAGCAAGGCUCCACCCACUCUACAAGGCCACACCUCCUAAUGCUUCCAAUUCUGUCAGAGUCCCACUCCCUGGUGACCGAGCAUUCAAAUAUAUGAGCCUGUGGGGGCCACUCUUACUGAAACAACCACACCAACCAUUAACUGAUGACCAGAUUUGGGGCUUCUGUGUUUCCCCAGGUCUUUAGCUCCUUUAGAACAAAGGACUGGCCUUGCCCUUAUGUCCAACUCUGAAUCCCCUGUGCCCUGGGAGACAUUCGCUCAGUUUCGAAAAUGCUUGCUUUUGCCAUUCAGUGCAGAGACUAUCAUAGUGUAGGGGGUGACUCAUGCAGCUGAGCUCAAGAAACAGAUUGAGAAACAUGGAUACAACUUAUUUAUUGCUGUCAUCUGUUACGAAUACUGAGCGGUCGGUCCAUGUGAGUUGGGACAUCCCCUCCUCCAUGUCAAGGUCGUCUGCUGGCCUCUUCGCUAUUCAGUAGGUGAGAUUUUGGCUCAGAAAAGGUCUCCAGCUCUGGGCAUCUUGGUGAGCACUCAAUCUACUCUAUGUCAGCUUUUUACAGGGAACAUUCUGAAUAUUGGUCAGCCUGUGUUCCUCACGAGACCUGCUAGAGGGAUUGUUUGGCAGGCAAGAAAAGAACUUCACAGAGCAGUAAGAAAAAUGUUGGCGGCAGCAGCCAAGGUACUGCGGAGCCCAUUUGCUGACUCUUUCAGCACAGUUGACAUAGAAGAUCAUGACUGUGCAGUGUGGCUGCUCCUGAGGAAGAGCCGGGAGGAUGAUCUAGCUGCACGGCUGGAGGCCGUGCGCGAAAUGUCAGAGGCUCACCACUGGCAUGACUACCAGUACAGGAUAAUUGCUCAAGCCUGUGACCCGAGGACCCUUAUUGGCUUGGCACGAAGCAAAGAAAGUGAUCUUCGCUUUUUUCUCCCACCCCCUCCUUUGCCUUCUUUAAAAGAAGACUCCUCCACUGAAGAGGAACUCAGGCAUUUGUUGGCUUCUUUACCUCAGACAGAGCUUGAUGAGUGUCUCCAGUACUUUACAUCCUUGGCUCUUAGUGAAAGUAGCCAGAGCCUGGCCGCACAGAAGGGAGGACUGUGGUGUUUUGGGGGAAACGGACUGCCUUACGCGGAAAGCUUUGGAAAAGUCCCCUCAGCCACAGUGGAAAUGUUCUGUUUAGAAGCCAUAGUAAAGCAUUCGGAGAUACCCUCACACUGUGACCACAUUGAAGCAGGCGGGGGCUUGCAGCUUCUGCAGAGGCUCUACCAGCUUCACAAGGACUGCCCCAAAGUACAGAGAAACAUCAUGAGGAUCAUCGGAAACAUGGCUUUGAACGAGCAUCUUCACCCUGCUAUAGUCCACUCAGGAUGGGUAUCUCUCAUGGCAGAAGCCUUGAAAUCCAGCCACAUCAUGGAGGCUUCCCAUGCUGCCAGAACCCUGGCUAACCUGGACCGAGAAACUGUGGGUGAGAAAUACCAGGACGGAGUGUACGUGCUCCAUCCCCAGUGUCGGACAAGUCAGCCCAUUAAAGCCGAUGUCCUUUUUAUUCAUGGCCUAAUGGGAGCAGCAUUUAAAACCUGGCGCCAGCACGACAGCCAGCGGGCUCUGACUGAAAGUGCUGUGGUGGAUGAAGACAGGUACACUACAUGCUGGCCCAAGACAUGGCUAGCAAAGGACUGUCCCUCACUACGUAUCAUAUCUGUGGAGUACGACACGAGCCUCAGUGACUGGAGGGCAAGGUGCCCUAUGGAGAGAAAGUCCAUUGCAUUCAGAAGCAACGAACUCCUCAACAAGCUCAGGGCUGCUGGUGUUGGGGAUAGGCCAAUGAUUUGGAUCUCACACAGCAUGGGAGGUCUUCUUGUCAAGAAGAUGCUAUUGGAAGCCUCUAAGAAGCCCGAACUGAGUGCUGUUAUAAACAAUACCAGAGGAAUUAUUUUUUACAGUGUCCCUCACCACGGGUCCCGUUUGGCUGAAUACUCCGUUAAUAUUCGAUAUCUUCUCUUUCCCUCACUGGAAGUCAAAGAACUCAGCAAGGACUCUCCUGCACUGAAGAUACUACAGGACGACUUUCUGGAGUUCGCGAAAGACAAAAACUUCCAGGUGCUGAACUUUGUAGAAACACAACCGACAUUCAUCGGCAGCAUGAUUAAACUGCAUGUAGUGCCCGUGGAGUCGGCAGAUUUAGGCAUUGGGGAUCUAAUUCCUGUGGACGUCAACCACUUGAACAUUUGCAAGCCGAAGACAAAGGAUGCAUUUUUGUACCAACGUACUCUAAAGUUCAUCUGCGAAACUUUAGCCAGAGAUCUUGAAAACUGACAGCUACGUUUUUCCAUU
Mus pahari (shrew mouse) is the source of this 2405-nucleotide messenger RNA. It is a transcript of the gene Serac1, whose product is annotated as serine active site containing 1. The coding region runs from base 735 to 2387 and encodes 550 amino acids. NCBI's taxonomy places the organism in Eukaryota, Metazoa, Chordata, Mammalia, Rodentia, Muridae. The transcript has 14 exons. The record is from RefSeq and is a predicted model, not a curated record.